AUGACGAAUUUGACAGAAGAUGCUAGAAAUUAUAUAACAACACACCAAGAAUUUUUCUGCACAACUGGUCUUGGAGCAGCCUUUAAGACGUUUUCUUUGACGUUAGCACUUCCUCUAUCCAUAACUGCAAUUUUGGGAAAUGUUUUGAUCAUCCUUGCACUUCGGAAGGUCUCUUCUCUUCAUCCACCGUCAAAAUUUCUGCUCGGCAGCCUUGCGUGCACAGAUUUGGGCGUGGGCCUCAUUUCACAUCCUAUUCGAAGCGGUUUCUUUCUGUCUCCAGACCAUUCAGAAGAUUGUCACUACUUUUGGAUCCUUUUUAAUAUCACAGGUUUUGUGUUUGGUGGUGUAUCUUUGUUAACAAUGACCGCCAUAAGUGUAGACAGACUUCUUGCCUUGUCGAUGGGGCUAAGAUACAAACAGCUGGUUACUGUGAGGCGAGUGAGAGUCCUUGUCAUCACUUUUUGGAUUUUUUGCACUUUUGGCUCAAUAACAGUAUUAUACAGUUUGCGUCUUACUUUGGGAAUCGGCUGCGCAGCAUUUUUACCGUGCACAAUAAUCUCUACUUUCUGUUACAUUAAAAUUUACCGCACACUCCGUUUCUCUCAUGCACAAGUUCUGAGUCAAAGUCACCAAGGACAACAGAAUAGAGAAGGAACUCCACUCAAUAAAGCGCGAUACAAAAAGACAGUGUCCACAGUAUUGUGGGUUCAGAUUUCUUUAUUGGCUUGUUCUCUUCCGUUUGGUUCACUCGUAAGCUUCGCAUCUAUUACUGGAUCAGUGGAUCCGGCGGCGCAGUCAUUUAAAGUAAUUGUGUCUCUAGCGGUAACAUUGAUGUUGUCGAACUCGACUCUGAAUCCAUUCUUGUACUGCUGGAAGAUGACAGAAAUGAGGCAAGCGGUAAAGGACACGAUCAGACAAUUUUGCUGCUGA
Messenger RNA from Pocillopora meandrina, 930 nucleotides. NCBI's taxonomy places the organism in Eukaryota, Metazoa, Cnidaria, Anthozoa, Scleractinia, Pocilloporidae. The record is from the annotation of a GenBank genome assembly.